Messenger RNA from Dicrocoelium dendriticum, 927 nucleotides. The record is from the annotation of a GenBank genome assembly. NCBI's taxonomy places the organism in Eukaryota, Metazoa, Platyhelminthes, Trematoda, Plagiorchiida, Dicrocoeliidae.
GCUAUUUCAUUGAUUUCUACCCAUGUGGUCGUCAACAGAGUUCGGUGGCUUCCCAGCUGGCCCUGACUAUGGAGGGGGAUAUAUGGCAUCCACAGCUGGUUCUUCGAUAGCAAAAAAACCCGGCAACCUUGGUAAUGUAGUGCCUUGUACAUGUGCUGAAAUUCUGGCUGCCACACAGGAAGGCGACCGCUUCAUUUCCCCUGCGGGUAUCGAGUUUUCACAAGUAACGGUAGUUGGCGUUGUGCGCUCCGUUACCGAAUCAGCCACACGUAUCGAAUAUGAAAUCGAUGACUACACUGGUCCUUAUAUGCCAGUGAAAUUGUUCCUUGAAGAUCAAGACACUCCUCAAGCAGUUCCACAAUCAAGGCCGUUCCGUGAAUUAUCUUACACGCGUGUUUGCGGACAUGUGCGGAUUUUCCAAGGUUCUAAGCACAUAAUUGCAUUUCGGGCGAUUCCCAUUAAUGAUAUCAAUGAAAUAACGACCCACAUUUUGGAAGUCAUCUUCGCUCGGAUGCAACUCACCAAGUCUAAACUAGAGGAAUCUAAUUUGGGUUUCGAACAGAAGAUUGCCGGCACUUCUUCUUCCACUUCGUACACAGGUCUGGGAGCCAACAGCAAUGGCCUUACCGUGCUGCAAAACCAGAUUCUCUCUAUCGUACGAGCGUUCGUGGGAGAACGGGGUAUUCCGGUAUUUCAACUCUGUGAAAAACUUCGUGGUAUCCCUGAGCGACAAAUAAGGGAGGAUUUGGAUUUCCUCAGUGCUGAAGGGCAUGUUUACUCAACUGUGGAUGAUGACCAUUUUCGGGCCACCGAGGUGUAAUCUAAGAGAAAUGUCAAUUUGAAAGCAUUUUGCAUGAUCUUUGAGCAUGUCAACCUACUUUUUUAAUCUAUCGACGUAAAGAUUAUUAUAUACAUCUUUCCCUCAAA